GGAUUGUCACGUCUAAAUAAUUAGAAAACUUCUCAAUAACCAUCACUGACCGUCACACACAUGGAUGAAAGAGAUUCAUGAUUUUUUUUAUUAAUAUUUGUCUCUUUUAAGAUAGUUUUACUUUUCUAAUUCCUCUUGUUUUAAGUAUAUUUAAUUUCAAUUUAUACAGACUCGAGAAUUAUACAGUUCAACAAAAAAUAACUUUCUCUUGAACACAAGAACAAGACUAGUUAUUUCAAUAUUAUUUUGACAUUGUUUUGAAUACGACUCUGGUAUCCAAAUUGCUUUAUCACAUUACAAUUUUGAAAAAUUUCUAGUUAAAGUUGCAAGAAAGUCAUUUUAAUGUAUUUUGUCAUAUUGUAGUUAUGAUAUGUGCUGUUUGGAGAAGUUCUAUAUUACAGUCACAAAAUUAAAUGUAUUGAGGACUUUCGGUCCUCUCAAAAGAAAUUUGUUACAUCGCGAUUAUAGAUUAAUAAAAUAUUCAUUAAAUAUGGGAUGUAUUGUGGGAAAAUUGCGAAUUAGAUCAUUGAGAAUCAUACAAUGACAUUGCAUAUGACAAAAAUACUCCAUCCACUUCUGAAGGCAAGAGAAUUUCGCCAUUUAAGUUAGGAUAAUCACAAUCAUUCAAAAUAUAUAUAUAUAAAUUUUUGCAAAAAUUAAACAUUUUUAAAUUUUGACAUUUAUAUUAAUUUCGCCAUUUUAAAUUUGUCAAUUUUGAUAUUAAGCUCGUAUUUAGCGAUCUAUAAAUUCCUUAAGUUCGAAUAUAAAUAUAAUUGAAAAUUAUUUUAUAUAGAUUUUCAGUAAUCUAAUUUGCAACUUUUCCCCAAUAGAUCAUAUUUAAUCAUGAAUAUAUCUUAUUAACCACAGUCGAUAUAAAUUUCUUUUUAAAUUCUGAAAAUCUUAACAUACAUAAUUUUUAUUACAAUAAAACUUCUCCAGCAUGUGGCUUUGUGGAAAAAUAUAAAUCGAGCAGAUUUAGUGAACAUCAUCAAAUGGCAUAACACGCUCAUGUAUAUCGUUUCAUUAAUCUUUUUACUUUCUCAUCGCGAUACGCUUCAUCCAGUUUCCAUCGUUUGCGAGGAGAUGGCCGAGGGCUUGGCGCGCAAACGUACGAUGUCCGCAUUGUACGAUAUCGUAGGCUGGCUGAAUCUGGAUAUGCAGUCAGUAUGCGCUCGGUCUGGCCCGAACGCGGAUCGCGGCCGAAGCUGCGAGGCUUCUCUUAUUCGCGAUGGAGCUGCGCGAGGUGAACCGCGCGUACGGCACUGCGGAGGAGACGACGGAGCUCCUGCCGCAGCGUGACAACGCCGAAUAUGAAAGUUACUUCAUCGAGUACGCGAUGCAGAAGGAGAUGAUCAAUCGCAACCGAUGCCCCGCGAGCCGACGAUUGCUCAGCCAGGCCGCGAAUUUGGAUUACAAUUUUUCCAACAGCGAUCACCUCAAGGAUUCACCAUGUGCCGGAAUCAGCAUAAUCCACACCUCGAGCGAAGACUGGCCGCCAUCCAGGAAGCGCGAGGAAGCGAAGGCCUUGGAGAAUCUCAGGAAGAGAGUAGAACAAAGCAAAUUGUACAAGGCGGACAGAAUCGUCGAUCCGGUUGUAUCUACCUCGUCCUCACUAAAUUAUGAACAGACUCAACAACAGCUGGACAAUCGACCGAAACUUCUGAAAAAGAUACUCAGCAACCGGCCGAUGAGUAUCACGCUCGAUAGAAGCGAUCUGGAGACCGAUUGGCGCGACAGCGAAUUUAUCACCGAGUGCCUUUGCUGGCAUAACGUUUAUCGGCAACGGCAUAACGCACCUCCGUUGACUAUGUCGCCGCAGUUGUGCGAGUACGCUCAAUCGUGGGCGAAUCAUUUGGCGCACACGAACACGUUCUACUACAAAAACGAUCGCAACGUGGGUCACAAUCUUUAUUGUCGCCCCGGUGGCGGCGUACCCGGCGAUGUCACAGGACAGGAGGUCGCGUCCUAUUGGUACUCGGCCGUGAGGCAGUACGACUUUCUCAAGGAACCGGAUGUUCUUCACGCCAAUGUGAAUGCAGGCCAUUUCACCCAGCUGAUAUGGGCGAGUAGCCGUUACUUCGGGGUCGGCAAGGCGCACAGCAGAAGCGGCAAGAUAAUCGUGGUGGCUAAUUACGAGCCGGUCGGGAACGUGUCCGGUCAGUUUGAGAACAACGUGUUACCGCCGUUACCGGAGAACGUGAAUGCCGUUGUGAUGUCGCCGCACGCCGUGCCGCGGAUACCGCGGGGCCAUUACGAGCUGCUAACAUCGGCGGCGCCGCCCCCGUUGUCAGACACCGCGUCCACCGGCAGCGACACUAUGUCCGUCAGCUCCGGCCAAUAAUACCACGGCCGUGCUAAAUGCCUUCUCUGUAUUUGCACGCGAUGGGCCGAACGCUGAAGGGAGGCGUGCGACUUAUCGCAUGCCGCGAGUCAAAGACUUUUGGACACGCGAAACACGAUGACCGAUAUCUCUGCCGCGAACGAGUUCAAGGUCGCACGGAUUAUGAAGAAGAGAGCGAAGGCAAGGACUCUCUCGUUUCGAGACAUUUUUUUGGAAAUUUUUAAAAGAUUUAUCUCGAUUAUUGUAAUCUCUUUGACGAUUAGCGUGCAAAUCUGAGAAAUAAUAUAUGAAUAAAUAUUAAUAAGAAAUAAGUAUAAAACACACACAUCUAGUCGCUCAGUUGCACAAUAUAGUUGGCAACGUAAUUGUCUUUUUGACUGUAUAAUUGGGAUAAUUACGAUGAGAAUAAGCCAAAUAUAAAAUAUAACACCGCACCAUUAAUUUGUAUAAUGGAAUUAAUAAUUUUAACGAAAUUAUUAAAAACACGAUUCUAUCUUUAUCUCAUUGUUGCAAUGAAAGUCCAAUCGAUCUUAUAGAGCAUUUUUCCACAGAAAUGUCGGUCAUCAGGUUUCACUGCCCUCAACUACCGCUUGCAAAAGCAGUGAUAAUCAAAGAGUACACCGAGCUUCGUCUUGGUAGCUGGUAGUACAUACGUAUAAUACGAUUAGAUCAAGCAGAGAUACAAUCUGCGUUGAUCUGUGAUUAUUGAUAGUGGCGUAACUGCUCAUUUUUUACCGGUCUCCCGUACAAGAGUAAAUUUGGAUAAACAAAGAGAUAUUUCGAGAAAAGUAAUUAUACAAUUAAAAAAUUUGAUUUAAAUUAAAAUAGUAAAGCUAGAGUUAUAGUAUUGAGUAGAUCAUUCUCUAGUGAUUUCCGAUCUGUUGUUAUGUAAGCAGUAUUUACUGCAGCCUAAAAUUCGUACUACUUCUCUCUAAUUAAAGUUCCUUUUUUUCUGAUUAAUUUUCUUUCUUCGUGUGUUUUUUUGGCGGGAUCAUUUUUUAAAAUAGUUGCGUCACUGUUCGUAAUAGAUAACAGAAGCUCAAAUUUAGGAUCACUAUAUCUACUUCCGAUUCGGAGAAAACAGAAACGAAAACGGCUGUACAACGUACAAUUCUUGUUUUGAGAUUCUAAGUUUAUUCGCGCGCGCGCGCUGAUUAUUCGUUGCAUGGAUCCCACGUGCAGGACGAAAGUUAAAAAAUUGUUGAAAAGAACACCAAAAACUCUACAUGCCUAUUUUGUAUAAAUAUAUCGGUUUUAGGGCUGGCACACUCAUUUAAGGAACUCGUAUUGUAAGAUAUAAUAAUCGUAUGAGAUAUAGAACUGAGAAACCUAAGUGAGACGAAUUGCGCCUAGCAAGGAAAUGUAAUACUUUGCACAUACUUUUCCGUCCUCUUACACUGGAAAUCAAUGUUUUGCACGAGACAAAUGUUGAAUUUCUUAGCAUUUUUAGUAUUAACAAACGUUCCUAUCAAGCGACGAAGGAAUGGUGUGUGCUCUCCAGAAACUUGGGAAGAUAGUCGAACUAAAAGUUAAAAAAAAGCGAAGAUCUCGCGAGCGAGACUACAAUCGAGACGUAUCAUUACAAUCCACUUUCUAAGCUGUUCAAAAGAAUUUUUCAAAUGUUAAUCUUAGAACAGCUGAACAGAAUCUGAAUGAGACUUGGAUAAAAUUAAAAGAAAGAGGAUAGUGUUAACAGAAGUAGGAAUAACGUUUAUAUGAUUCAAUUUCUCUUAUAUUAUGGAUUCAAAUGAAAAUUAAAAGCUAGGCAAAAACUGCUUUAGCUCUAAAUUCUAUAUUCACAUUCUAUUUUAAAUGUCAGAUGUGAACAUAGAUUUUAGUGAUUUAAUGUAUUUUGUUUUUACUUUAUUUUAAUAGAAUCUCAAAGAAAUAGUUUGGAAAUAGAACUAAAUGGAACUAAAACUGUUCUGGGACAAAAAUUGAACAUAUAUAAUGAAAUCUUUAAUUAUCGACUAUGUAAAUUUAAAUAAUGCUCGAGGACGAUACUCGUUUGAAAGCGACAAUUACGUCACAACGAACAAUUCUCGCUUUUAAAGUAAAAGGUACGCAACUACGUCUAAAGUCUGCCAGAUUGAUAAUCAUUAACAUAUAUAGAGACGACCAGCUGAAUAUAAUUGCAUUUCGCUAUUUCAUCAAUGAUAAUUUAUCCUAAAGUACGAUACAAGAGAUCAAUUCUCUUUUUCAUAUCUCAAUUCUUUCCGAAUAUGGAAUGAUAAAGGACGAACAAAGAAUGAAAAAUUUUUAGAUCAAGUCGAUCGACAGACAUUGUAGUCGCGUCGAAUGUUGUUGCAACGAUUUUAGCUCUUUAAAUAAGAUAUACAACACCUGUAUAAAAUAUAUAAUUGUACUCUACGUACGACGAGAGAUUAUUUACAAGAUAACAUCGACUAUGUUAGACGAAAGAUCUCUCAGGUACGCGACUUAUUGCGAGACGUAGUAAAUGCAAAUUUACAGCAGGUUUUGUAAUUCGACCCUGUUGGCCCCCGAUUUACUAGAAAAUAGAUUGUUAUAUAUGAGAGAUAUAAGAAUUAUUUUCCAUAGAUAGAGAGAUUGUUGUAGAGAAGGAAAAUUAUUUUUUCCACGCAUAGUCGAUUAGCAACGCGCUUUUCUAAAUACGAGACGUAGAACGUAAUGUAAAGUGUUAAAUAUAUAAAAGAGGAAGAUAUAUACAUUUCAUCCCUUUACACUGUUAGAUAUUCGCUUCUAUAAGAUUUUAUGCGACGUGUUACAUAAAACGAUCAAAUCGUUGACUAAUCAACUGCGCCUAUCAAGUAAAAAACGACUUAUUUGAUCGAAUCACUCAAUUAGUUUAAUUCAAUCGCGCUUUAUGAAAUUUAAUGUGAAUUUGUCGCCUGAGCUCACGAUACGAAACGAUGUUCCGUAAUAUCGAUAAUAAUAUUUAAUAUAGCGCACAGGGUUGAAUAAUAAAUGCUCGAUGUGAUAAAUAUAUAUAAUACCUAAGAAAGGCUUUCGUUAAUCUAAGAAGGUUCAAAUCAAAUUACGGUUACAUCGGAAGGAUCGACGGGGUCGAAAAACGUUGUUCGCCGUUUUUGAUUUUUCUAUUCGACGCAUGCAAAUCGAUAUAAAAAAGAAAAAGGUAUGCGAAUGGAGCGGGGAGGGAGGGAGAUGUGACGAUGGAGACAAGAUAUUUAAAUGCAUGUGCAAAAGCUCACCUGUUGACAAUCGAUACUGAGACGUCGUUUCAUUUAUUUAUA
Formica exsecta is the source of this 5574-nucleotide messenger RNA. RefSeq lists its product as uncharacterized. NCBI's taxonomy places the organism in Eukaryota, Metazoa, Arthropoda, Insecta, Hymenoptera, Formicidae. Bases 1229 to 2341 code for a protein of 370 amino acids. The transcript has 5 exons. Gene Ontology annotation, cellular component: extracellular region. The record is from RefSeq and is a predicted model, not a curated record.